CGAUUUUCUUGUUCUUCCCAGUUUUAAGUUUUCGUUUGUCUAGUCUCAGUCUGACGUUUAUCAAACAGUAGAGUACCUACUUUAUAUUUCUUUAGUUCCAGCAGAAGAUCAACAACACAGCUAGUUAUAAGUUUGUAUUAUUUAUUGUUAUGUUGAUUUCAGAAACGCGUAAAUCAUGCAGAGCGUAAUCAACACUGUGAAAGGGACUGCUCUGGGAGUUGCAGAAUAUUUGACACCUGUUUUGAAGGAAUCAAAGUUCCGAGAGACAGGAGUGAUCACGCCCGAGGAGUUUGUAGCGGCAGGAGAUCACUUGGUACAUCACUGUCCCACGUGGCAGUGGGCGAGCGGAGACGAGGCUAAGACAAAGCCAUAUCUGCCCAAGAACAAACAAUUCCUAAUCACUAGGAAUGUGCCGUGCACCCGACGAUGCAAACAGAUGGAGUACUGUGAUGAACAGGAACGUCUCAUUGAGACAGAGGAUGCGGAUGGAGGUUGGGUGGAUACUCACGGCAUGGACCCUACAUCGUCCGGUCUCGACGACAAAGUCUCCGAGAUGACCAUUGAAGAUGUCACCGAUUCACCACUCAAGAGGCCCAAUGCAGUGGAGAACGACGAUGAAGAUGAUGACGACGAAGAAGCAAUAGAUAUGGAAAAAUUUGAGGAAAGUGGCAUGUUGGAAAUGCAAGACGAAGCAACAUACGAUGUUCGCAAGGAAAAACUGAAAAACAGAGAUUGCGAAGACGGAGAAAUAGUGAGAACUAGAACGUACGACCUUCACAUAACCUAUGACAAGUACUACCAGACGCCUCGGUUGUGGCUCUUCGGCUACGACGAGAACCGCAAGCCACUGAAGGUAGAGCAGAUGUACGAGGACGUCAGUCAAGACUAUGCCAAGAAAACAGUAACUAUGGAGUCUCACCCCCACCUGCCUGGACCUCCCAUGGCCUCUGUACAUCCCUGCAGACAUGCUGAAGUGAUGAAGAAAAUAAUCCAGACAGUGUUGGAAGGAGGAGGUGAACUGGGCGUUCACAUGUAUCUCAUUAUUUUCCUCAAGUUUGUUCAAUCAGUUAUACCCACCAUUGAUUAUGACCACACUAAGAAUUUUACCAUGUGAUCUAUCAAACUUUUGGUAUUUUUAUAUGCUGAAGCACUAUGUGUGCAUUCCAUUAGUCUAAGAAUCAAAGUAACCAAUACUCUUUAAUUCUAGCUUUACCUUUUGUUAUCUUGCGUAAAAACGCUUUUAAGUAAACUGUAUGUAAACAUUUUUUAAAGAAUUUUCAGUUUGCAUCAGCAGGUAAUUCUGUAGUAGGGAAUUCUGCUUAUUUAUUUGAGUUGUAAUUGUACUUAAAAGAGUGGUACACAUCGAACAAGACUUUGUAAUUGCUGUCAGUAUACAGGGUGUUCAAUAAAGGUCGGGACAUUGUGUUUGUGGCGAUUCCUUGGGUCAAAAUAAGCAAAAAGGUUUAUGUAAACAUAUGUCCUAUCUUGUUUCUUUUAAGGUCUGUCUGUCUAUGUUUUUUUUUACAAAAAUACAUCCUUUUAAGGGUUUAAGCUAAAGCGUUGAGAUAGAUACUAAAAGAAAGGAGAACACCAUUUGUAUUAUUUUGACCCAAGGAGUCACUAGCAUACAUAAAUUAUGUCCCACCCUAUAUUCUGUUACAUUACUAUUGUAUGAACUGAUUAAAUGUUUGCAUAUUUAUUACUAUCAAUUUUAGCUCAGUUAAUCGAUUGACUUCUUUAAGAGCUGUGAAAAAGGUGUACACAAACGUCACAGACCAAUGUAAAAGAACUAAUUGUGUCUUGUGUGUGCCGCCAUAGACAAAAAGAAUUAAAUAUAGACCGUCAGCUGUGCUGCGGUUACCAUAGGUUCUGAUGCACACCGCUGGGAGCGCCAUGUAGUUAUGGUGUACACGCUAUGUAACUACACGGCACUCCCAGCGGUAUGCGCCAGAACCUAUGGUAACCAAUUUAUUAUAUUAAUAUCAUUUGACAGAGUAAGUUAUUCACUUAAAGGGAUUUCUUAUUAGUCCACACAACCAAGACCAAAUAGAGAAAAAGUUCAUGUUGUUAAAGGGCCCUUUCCCUACAUCUGUACCAAAUUUGGCUUAUACAUGAGUUUUGUCCUCUAUUUGGUCUUUUUGCCUGGACUACAUGAUCUUAAAAUAUCAGAAUUUGAUUAAACAAUGAGACAUUUCCUGCUUAAAGCUCUAAUAUCCACAUCAUCUACCCACCAGAAUUAGACUGCUUGAUAAAUAGCCAACGUUUAGUUUAUUUAUUUUUAUCAAAUAUAUUCAGUAUUUUGUAACUUUUUUUAAUAUUAUUUUACUAUCUUUUAUCUUACAAUAUUAGUAAUUAUUAUUUUAUUUCAAAUAUUGCACUAGCGUUUUAAUGAUAAUAAUUAUCUACGUCAUUAUUAUUAGUAUAUACAAAUACAACAUUAAAAUAGUCAUACAGUCUUUCAAUAAUAGUUAAAAUCAAUGCUAUUUUUUAUUAUUUGCUUGACAAUACAUAUUCAAUAAUAUAAUUGCUUGCAACACUUUUUUGGCAUAAAAGCGAUUUAUGCCUUUGCAAAUUGUUACAUAUUGCGAGAUUGAAAAUUCAGUAAUGAAAUAAGGGAAAUGUUGGUAUUGAUAUUUACAGUGUAGUUUAAUUAUUUGUGAGACUUAGUGUUGUUUUUAAGAUUUUUCUGAAUGAAUAUAUAUUUACAAUUUUCUCAUUUUGCUUAGGUAUUGAUUGUAGGCCUAACGCAAACUAAGAAGUUUUUAUUUGUCACAGAAAUUUGACAACAAUUCUAGUAAAUUAAAAAAGUGUGUGCAGUUGGAUCUAUUACAUCGUUUUACAAAGUACUUAUGCUGUAGAUUCAACACUAACAUUGAUUUAGCCACAUUUGGUGGAAAUAAAAAACCCAUCCAAAUAUUGUAUCUGCAUGAAAUUGGGAAUCUUAUAAUGAGUUAUUUUAUUGUUGGUAAACUUAACUAAGUUUCCAGAAAGGAUGUUGACAGAUUAAUCAAAUGUAUCAAUUAUUGAGGUGUCUUAAAUGUUGAGUCUUGUGUGUUAUCAGUUUGAUUUUCAUGUUUUUAAUAGUGAAUGGCAUUUAACAAAUUAUUGCAGACAUUUUCAAUCAAAAUAAGUAAAAUAGUAUAUUAUAAUUGAAGUAGAGACUGUGAAAUGAUUUAGAAUAGAAGAAAUCCCCCUAAGGAUUUAAAUAAUUAACUUUUCGCUACACUACUGUGAAAUAACCUGUUUUUGUUACAUGUUUAACACCUGCGAAAAUGCAUAAUUACAUUGUUUACUACGGCAAAAGAAUGUUUACUAUCUUUUUUUGGAUUUUGUCGACGUAAACAAAAAAAGAUUUGUUAUUGUUUUGUCAACUGUAAAGAAUACAUAACCCAAAAAUGCUAUGAGCUUUGUCAUGUUCCUAAUUGGAUUUAAUCCGUCUUUUAAUGAAGAAUGUAAGUAGUCUUUGUAGUGUAGCGAAAUGUACCUUUCAAAACACGAGUGAAAGUGGGUCUACAUAUUCUCAACCAUUUAAAGUUAUCGAUAAAUCUCACACUUCAAACACGGUCUCAAAUAUGUAAUGACCCACCUUUACUCUUGUUAUGAAAUAUACUAUAUCCCCACAUUGAAAACAACUGUUUCCUCUGCAGUAUGACAAAAUAGUUAAUUUCGUCACUAGGGCCCAAAGUGAUUCUUUUUGUGCUGAGCUCUAGUUCACAACCAAGAUGAAGCCAAUGUUGUGAAAUGAGCAUGGGUUGAAAAUAGGCUUUUGACCAUGUGAUGAACUAUAAUAUACAACAUACUACAUUGUUGUUUAAGCCAAAUAAUUCAUAGAACGUAUUUUUUGUAAUUUUUUACCGGUACCUUAAAUAGUCAACUAACAAAUGAUAACCUUCUUGUGUUGCUAUUGCAAACAGCUCUUACGUGACGGCAUGCCUCUUCAUGCACUGCAACUAACUUCCAGCUGUUACGUAUCACUUAAGCCGCCAUAUCUCGGUUAAUAUUCGUCCAAUCUUAAAGAUUAAGGUGUCAAUCGAUUUAUAAUUCAAUUGCCUUAAAAAAGUUAUUCUUGUAAAAUCAACAGUUUUAGAGUUAUUUAAAAAACAAAAUUAUAAAUGGCCGCCAUUUUGUUUUAUGAAUUUGGAAAAUUGUCAUAAGUUUUUUGUAGUUUUCUCUAGUUUUUAUAAAUGUCUGUGCAAAGUUUUAAUUUUGUAUGUUUAAGCACUUUUCAGAAAAAAAUUAAUAAGUGAAAAAAACAAAUGUGAGUAACUAAGGACUUCCGGACAAUUUAAAUAUGAUAUUUAGAUAUGUUUAUUACCCAGGAACAAUGCCCUAAAAUAUUAGUAGAGAGUUCCGGGACACCCUGUAUAUGUGAUUCCGCCAACACAAUAAUAAUAACACAAUCAAAUGUUUAUAAUUACAUAGUACCAUAUUUGUAAGGACUAUUUUCAAUGGCAAAAUCAGCAGAAGAAUGUUAUACAUAUAAAAAUGUGACUCCAGCUGAUUAUUUAUCUUCAUUGGGGGAAAGAGAGAUUCUUUAGCCCGCUACGCAAAUAUUAAAAAAUAGCCGUUUUUUCUGUAGUAUGACAAAAAAACUUAUCCUGACAUUCCAGGGUCAGAUUGCAAAACACGUUUUAACAAUAGUAAUGGGAAAUGUCUGCAAAAAUUUUAUAAAAUUAACUACAUAAAUUUGCCAUUAACCAUCCAUGAAUUAAAGCUCAGUGUGAUUACGGUAUUAAAUAGUUUAUGUUACGAUGUAAACGUGUUUGGUAUAGUGAGCUAUUUUGUUGCACAAUUGUUUCCUCAUUCAGUUUUACAAUAGUCAUCACUUGUACAGUUUGUUGUUUUUUUGCUUGUAUGUGAUAAAGUUGUGAUCUUUGAGGUGCCACUGUUUGAAUGAAAUAUAUUUAGUUAAACUGC
Macrosteles quadrilineatus (aster leafhopper) is the source of this 4917-nucleotide messenger RNA. RefSeq names its product ubiquitin-like-conjugating enzyme ATG3. The transcript is spliced from 7 exons. Gene Ontology annotation, biological process: autophagy of mitochondrion; nucleophagy; autophagosome assembly. Bases 176 to 1114 code for a protein of 312 amino acids. The record is from RefSeq and is a predicted model, not a curated record. Gene Ontology annotation, molecular function: Atg8-family ligase activity. Lineage: Eukaryota; Metazoa; Arthropoda; Insecta; Hemiptera; Cicadellidae. Gene Ontology annotation, cellular component: cytoplasmic ubiquitin ligase complex; cytosol.